GGAACUUGCGGGUGUCACUGCUGGGCACCGAUCAUCAGGGCACUGAUCAUCAGUGCCCUGGCUGAUCAGAGGGAAAUGCAAGUGCCGGUUCUCGGCUGCACUUUCCUCACGCUGUCAGAUCGUGAGCAAAGUACUGCCGAGAACCGGCAGUUGUCAGAGCGAGGAUCGGCACCGAUCAUCAGGGCACUGAUGAUCAGUGCCCUGAUGAUCGGUGCCCAGCAGUGGCACCCACAAGUUCCGCCCACCUGUGCCCAGCAGUGCGCCCACUAGCUCCGCCCACCUGUG
Molecule: messenger RNA, 285 nt
Organism: Staurois parvus
Lineage: Eukaryota; Metazoa; Chordata; Amphibia; Anura; Ranidae
Source: the annotation of a GenBank genome assembly